This is a messenger RNA of Pyrenophora tritici-repentis Pt-1C-BFP, 1041 nucleotides long. RefSeq names its product GTPase SAR1 and related small G protein. Gene Ontology annotation, molecular function: GTP binding; GTPase activity. NCBI's taxonomy places the organism in Eukaryota, Fungi, Ascomycota, Dothideomycetes, Pleosporales, Pleosporaceae. The record is from RefSeq and is a predicted model, not a curated record. Gene Ontology annotation, biological process: negative regulation of autophagy; cellular response to starvation. Gene Ontology annotation, cellular component: fungal-type vacuole membrane; Gtr1-Gtr2 GTPase complex; nucleus.
AUGAACUCCAUCAAGCGCCAGAAGCAGCGCAAGGUGCUGCUGAUGGGCAAGAGCGGGGCGGGCAAGUCGUCGAUGAGGAGCAUCGUCUUCAGCAACUACGUAGCCAAAGAUGUCCGCCGCCUAGGAGCGACCAUCGACGUCGAGCACAGUAAUAUUAAAUUCAUGGGAAACCUCAUGCUGAAUCUUUGGGAUUGCGGAGGUCAGGACGGCUUCGUCGAGAAUUACCUCAACCAGUCGCGAACCCACGUCUUCGGCUCCGUAGCAGUUCUUAUCUUCGUCUUCGAUAUCGAAUCCCGCGAAUUCGCAGCCGAUGUCGUCUCCUACUCCAACAUCAUCCGUGCUCUUCACGAAUGCAGUCCCAGUGCCAAGGUCUUCUGUCUCAUACACAAAAUGGACCUCGUACAAGCACGUCUACGGCAAGCCAUGUUCGACGAGCGCGCAGAGUAUAUCAGGGAGGCCAGCGAGGGCUUCAAGGAUACGGUCGAGUUCUUCGCAACAAGCAUUUGGGACCAGAGCUUAUACAAGGCAUGGACGAAGAUUAUUUACUACUUGAUACCCAAUGCGGGCACAAUUGAAGCGCUUCUAGAACAGUUGGCCGAGGUUAUCGAUGCGAGAGAACUGAUCUUGUACGAGCGGACGACUUGUCUUACAGUCGCGCACGUUACGCGGCAGACUGAAGAAGGGAAUCCUUUCACUGACCGCUUCGAGCGCAUUUCAAGCAUUCUCAAGACACACAAGCAAAGCAUGGCAAAACAUACAAACAUACCCGCUGGCAGCGCCAACUUCGCCGAAAUGCAAAUAAAGACUGGUCGCUUCAUGUUCUUCAUCACACGUCUGACCGAAAACACCAACCUCGCCGUUGCGAUACCGCCCUCAGAGCAGGUAUUCAACGCCGCACGCGUCAAUAUCUUCCAAGUGCGACCGAAGUUUGCCGAACUCGAUAUUGCGGCCAAACCCAGGCCUCCGAUCCAGCAGGCGUUUGCUGGAUCUGCGGAUACAAGUGGUGAUAUGUGGAAGGGCAAAGAAACCGCGAUGCACUGA